AUGGCCGACGAAGUGAGCCCCGUCGCGGAGUUCCUGGGGCAAGUCAUCUACCAAUUUACCGUCCUCAAACCCUUCCUGCCUACAUACGGACAUCUCCUUGUUUCUGCUCUUUUCCCGAUAUAUAUUGGCGCUCACGCAUCGCUAUCGAGACCCUCAUCUGCUGCGAAACCUCCCAAGAAGAAAGGAAAGAAGGGCGGACGCGAAACGGACGACGAAGAUGAAGACGAAGAACAGAGUUCUAUGCCGAAGAUGGAAGGUCUCCAACCUUCAGAUGCCUUGAUGUUCCCGUUGACUGCUGGAUUGACACUGGGUGGUUUGUAUCUGGUUAUCAAGUGGUUGGGAGACCCGGCUAUUCUGAACAAGAUCUUGAGCUUCUACUUCUCUCAGAUGGGGCUGUUCUUCGCCGUUGCGUUCCUCAAGGACAGUCUCACGGUGUUCCGCUCAUUCAUCUUUCCCAAACAGUAUCACCAAGGUGGGAAGAUCUGGAAAGCCAACCAGUCGGAGCGCGUCUUCACAGUUGGCGACGGCCCAGAGACCGUUGAGGUUCGAAAGUCUCCCCUACCGGGCGUCCUUGGAAGCAUCCCAUUUCCCAGCUUUGUACUAGCAACACUUUGGUUCUAUCGUGACCUCGCAUACCAACGGGUUAAGAUUCGCGCUCAUGUGCGUGGUCUAUUCGACGCAAAGGGUCGCCUGGGCUUGUCAGAUCUUCUCAGUGCUAUUGUGGGACUCUUUGCAGUUGGCUAUUUUGCUUUCCUGACGAAGCCUUGGUGGUUGACCAACUUUCUGGGUUUCAGUUUUUGCUACGGUGCCCUACAGUUCAUGUCACCAUCAACGUUCUGGACAGGCUCGCUCAUUCUGGGCUCUCUGUUCUUCUACGAUAUCUAUUUCGUCUUCUUCACCCCAUUGAUGGUAACAGUUGCGACAAAGCUGGACAUCCCGAUCAAGCUCCUAUUUCCUCGCCCUCCCGCUCCUAGCGAAGCUCCCGAUACGACUUCUCUGGCAAUGCUGGGAUUAGGUGACAUUGUCAUUCCUGGCAUGAUGCUAGGCUUGGCACUGCGCUUCGACCUUUACCUUUAUUACAAGCGAAAGGGCUUGCAAAAAGCGCAAGCAGAAGAUAAAGGCGAAGCUUUCGUCAAGCCCCAAUACCAAACUGCGACUGGAGGCUGGGGAGAGCGGUUCUGGACAGGAGCAGUUAAGCCAGAAGGACCUGAGCUGGAGCCUCCGUACCACGAUGCUCGGGCUUUCCCAAAGACAUACUUCAAGGCCAGCGUUAUCGGCUACAUCUCCGGAAUGGUUACAACUCUUCUCGCCAUGCAGUAUUCCAAGCAUGCCCAACCAGCCCUCUUGUACUUGGUCCCGGGUGUCCUGAUUUCCUUAUGGGGAACCGCCUUCUUCAGAAAAGAAACCCGUGACAUGUGGGAAUUCUCUGAUGCGGAAGAGGUGGAGGAAGAGGACGAAAAAGAAGAAAAGCACGAGAAGACCGGGGAUGACAAGGAGAAAAAGGAUCAGAACAAAGAGAAGAACACCAAGAGCGUCUUCCUUCGACUCCUGUCCGGCGACGCUAGUGCACUGAAGCUUGAAACGCCCGAAAAAAAAGCUGACGAAAAGGAGAACAAGGAUGGGAAAUACGACGGUGAGGGAUCUGAGGCUGCUAAAGCACGAGGGGGUGGCUCGACCAAGAAAGAUGGCAAGAAAAAGAAGGAUAAAAGUCAUGACUUGAAUCUGGUCUCGUUUUCCAUUUCACUCCCCCGAAAGCCCAGUCGCGAGUCCAAGGGCAAGACCGACAAAUCGCAGAGCUCAUUGUCAGACCGUUCAGGCGACGAGGAUCAGGACAAGCCCGUGAAGGUCCCUACUGUUGUUCUCGAGCAAGAUAGUGAACCACCUGCAAAGAGACUCCGGCGGAGCCCUAGGACAGCAGAUGCAAGUGCGAAUGCAACAGCGAGUUUGUAG
Messenger RNA from Aspergillus chevalieri, 1950 nucleotides. RefSeq names its product aspartic endopeptidase. The transcript has a single exon. Gene Ontology annotation, biological process: membrane protein proteolysis. Lineage: Eukaryota; Fungi; Ascomycota; Eurotiomycetes; Eurotiales; Aspergillaceae. The record is from RefSeq and is a predicted model, not a curated record. Bases 1 to 1950 code for a protein of 649 amino acids. Gene Ontology annotation, molecular function: aspartic endopeptidase activity, intramembrane cleaving. Gene Ontology annotation, cellular component: membrane; cytoplasmic side of endoplasmic reticulum membrane; lumenal side of endoplasmic reticulum membrane.